Molecule: messenger RNA, 1906 nt
Organism: Musa acuminata subsp. malaccensis (wild Malaysian banana)
Lineage: Eukaryota; Viridiplantae; Streptophyta; Magnoliopsida; Zingiberales; Musaceae
Product: cysteine protease ATG4B
Molecular function (GO): protein-phosphatidylethanolamide deconjugating activity
Source: RefSeq, a predicted model, not a curated record
AAAGGGGGCUUUUGAGUAGGAGAUUUUCCUGAGUUCGUCUUGGAGAUCGAUGCCAAGUCGCGCUGCCGUGAUCCUGCUGGGUCUCUUGCUUGCAGAUGCCUCCCUUUAUGCCAAGCUUUUGUUGGUAUGAAAAAUGUGGUGUGUGGUUGGUGUCUAGGUAAUGACGGCCUUGCCUGAGAGAACUGUGGAUUCCAAAUUUCCUGCAGGAGACUCGGAUGAUUCAGCAGAUAGAGAACCCGUAGCUACAAAUUCAGAACAAAAGGCUAUUGAAAAUAAGUCUUUAAAGGCUUCUUUCUUGACAAGCUUCUUCACAUCCACUUUGUCAAUCUUCGAAAGACGCUCUGAUUCAUUUUCAGUUGAAAAGAAGCCCACCAAAUCCAGAAGCUAUGGCUGGACUACAGCUGUGAGGAAGGUUGUGACCAGUGGCUCAAUGAGGAGGCUUCAAGAGCGUAUACUGGGGACAAGCAGAUUUGACAAUUUGAGCAUGACCAGUCAAAUAUGGUUUCUUGGCAAGUGUUACAAACUAUCACUUGAGGAAUCAUCACAAUGUUCUGAUCCUGGCAAUAGUUAUGCUGCUUUUCUAGAAGAUUUCUCAUCGAGAAUUUGGAUCACAUACAGGAAAGGUUUUGAACCCAUUGGUGAAUCAAAGUUCACAUGUGAUGUCAACUGGGGAUGUAUGAUCAGAAGUAGCCAGAUGCUUGUUGCUCAGGCUUUGAUUCUUCAUCAUUUGGGGAGAUCCUGGAGGAAACCCUUGCAGAAGCCAUAUGAUCUUCAGUAUGUUGAAGUUCUGCAUCUUUUUGGUGACUCAAGCACAUGUGCCUUUUCAAUCCACAAUCUGCUUCAAGCUGGGAGGGGUUAUGGUUUAGCUGCUGGAUCAUGGUUGGGUCCUUAUGCCAUAUGCCGAACCUGGGAAACCCUUGCUCGUGCUAACAAAGAGCAAGCUGAACAUGACAAAUGUAAAGAAAGCUUGCCCAUGGUUCUAUAUAUUGUUUCAGGUGAUGAAGAUGGGGAACAAGGUGGAGCUCCAGUUGUCUGUAUUGAAGUUGCUGCAAAACUCGGUUCGCAUUUUAGCAAGGGACAACUAGAAUGGGCACCUAUUCUUUUGUUGGUUCCUUUGGUUCUUGGACUAGAAAAAAUCAACCCUAGGUACAUUCCUUUGCUUUGGGAAACAUUUACAUUUCCACAAAGUGUGGGCAUUUUAGGUGGAAAACCUGGGGCCUCAACUUAUAUUGUUGGCGUGCAAGAUGACAAGGCAUUGUACUUGGAUCCUCACGAAGUUCAACCGGCUGUUGAUAUCAGGAGGGAUGAUUCAGAAGCUGAUUGUACUUCAUAUCACUGCAGCACUGUGCGACACCUGCCAUUUGACAUGAUAGACCCAUCAUUGGCCAUUGGAUUUUACUGCAGGGAUAAAGGUGAUUUUGAAGACUUCUGUUCCCGUGCUUCUCAGCUUGCAGACAGCUCAAAUGGAGCUCCAUUAUUUACUGUUGUCCAAAAUCUUCAGCCUGCAAAACCAAUUCCCUGCCAUGUAGGUACAGAUCACAACAGAGGAAUAGAUGAUUCCUCUGUGGAAAACUUCAGUGACAUUGGUGGUCAGGUCCACGAAGAUGAAUGGCAAAUUCUAUGAAGAGCCACAUAUACAGAACUCUUCAUGCGGUAAAAGCUCAAGUGUCAGGUUAUAUAAUCUUCUUGCAGAGAUCAGCCUAACCUGGACAUCGUUAAAAAAAGCUGAAGCUUGCUGGAUUUCUUUUGGAUCAUUUAUUCUUUGUUAAUUUCUUUCAACAUUCUUGUACAUGUUAAAGGAAGGAAAACUCCAUUGCUUAACCAUAGAAAGUAGUGCAUGAAUCGAAAGGAUUAAUUUCUUGUAAAGACUGGCAGUAAUUAUUAUUGUUAUUGCUUGUUGUACUAA